Messenger RNA from Striga asiatica, 477 nucleotides. Lineage: Eukaryota; Viridiplantae; Streptophyta; Magnoliopsida; Lamiales; Orobanchaceae. The record is from the annotation of a GenBank genome assembly.
AUGGAUUAUUCAAAGCCGAGAUUCAGAGCCGCCGCCAGAGCAAAACCGAACGCCGCCUGCAAGAAACACCCGAAACACCGGCAAUCCCCCGGCGUAUGCUCCCUUUGUCUAAACGAAAAGCUCUCCAACCUGGCCGACUGCCGGAAAUCGAGAGCCCGGAAAACUUUCCGGCCUUCAUCGUCGUCCUCGUCGGACGUUUCCUCUCUCUCCUCUUCCAACGCCUACUCCUCGUGCUCGUCACCCGCCGGAAAGUCGGGCACGGCGGCGGAUUUCCGGAAGAGCCGGUCGAUGGCGUUCGCGUGGCGGAGGAGAAGAGACGAGGAGGAGAUCGCGGGCGGGAAAAGAGGAUUUUGGUCGAGAUUUUUGUCGGUUAGGAGAAAUAAUAGUAAUCGUAACAGCAAGAAUUGUGGAGGUAAAGGGUUGGUGAUGUUGAGAUCGGAGACCUCGACGGGAAGGGUUAUUACAUCGGUUUAUUGA